GCAUUGCUGAGCACUGCAUCUGUGUGGAAAACCAUGGAGGAGACAGAGAUGCAGGUGAUGAAGGAGAAGGGACACUGCCAUCCCAAACCCACAGCUACUGGUGACCUGCUGCAACUGGGAGGUGAGUGCCAACAUGCAUUAGCAGGGGGUUGGACUGGAUGAUCUCUAGAGGUCCCUUCCAACUUGAGCAUUGUGUGAUUCUGUGAAAUACCUGGGUCUGACCACCUCCUGUGGGUACGAGGAGCCCAUGCCUGUGUGAGCAUGGUGGGUGCUGCCACUGCGACAAUAGUGCUCCCAGCAUGGUGGUGAACUGGGAUGGAGCACCAGGCUGAGGUAGCCAAGCACUUCCCAAACUUGCAGUAGGUCAAGUGAUGUCCACUCUGUGGGCAUGCACAGACCUUCUUGGUGUCUAUAGAGGCAAAGGUAACCUUACAGCCCUCUGGCCUCUCCUCUUCUCCUUCUUUCCUUAAAUUCACAGCAAGGACCACAGCUCUAAUCAUGGUUUUAAGGGAAGGCAUGAAUAAGAGCUUUGUGUAGCUCCAAUCAUUUAUCUGUAGCUGAAUAUCUGCUAAGCAAGAAGGCUUAAACUUGAUUAUUUGAGGGGAAAAAAAAUCCCAGUAGAGCUAUUGGAAAAGAGGCUGUUCUUGCUUCAAAGCCGAGACAGGAGCUAGAAAUGUGUGUUCACUCAUUAGUCCUGAUGCAUCUUUCAUGGCUCGCUUUGGACAAAAUAAUUCUGUGCUUUUUGUUAAGUGGUGGGAGAAAGACAAGACUUCCCUUUACAGCUCAAGGGAGCUGAGGUGCCUAGUGCUCCUUUGAAAGUUUUCCAUACUGAAGUCCUCCUACUCAGGCUCCCUGAAGGCAGCUUGAGAGGAGCCUUUCUUUCCAGCAUAGGGCCAAGAUGGUUUCGUGCUGCCAUUCUCCUGGCACAUCUCAUCUCCCUUGGGAAAGAUGCUCUGGCAAUGGUGCUCUGCGUGACAAAUGCAGGCAGCAAGGGUAGGAGACAACCUGAGCUCUGAAAAAACGUCUGUGAUGGCUGUGGAGCUUGGAUCAGCAGGGACCAAGUGGGGAGGAAGGGAAAGGAGUGGAAGUGGCAGCUGGGGGGGUGGUUAAAGUUGCUCCCUACACUGUGGUGAGCUCCCUUUCAAGAGCCACUGUGUUGGGGGAAUUUCAGUUCUCUGGAAUCCUGUGUGAGCCUGACUUUGGCAUGGGGUAUCUGUUGGCUGUUGUGGACCUCUCUGUUUGUGGCACCAGACCUUGGGGUUUGCUGGUGUGCAGUGUGUGACACUGGUUUAACCCUUUCUCUCCAUAUUUCUGUUUUGCUGGUUCAGUCCUUCCCCUCCAGCUUCCACCUGCUUUUAGUCUCCUUUCCAUCUUCAGAUCUCUUCAGUAUCCACCUUUAUCAUAUACUUUCCCUGGCUUUGCUCAGACUUUUUUGAUGUGCAUCCCCUCCUCUUCCCUUCUCCCACCAUACACCCAGCAGAGAAUUUGUGAUGAAGAAAUGCAACUUCAGUCAACUUGUGGGGACAGGCAUCGAUCCUUACGUAUUCCAGCUGUGGACUGGCUGUGCAAUUUGCAGGUAAUUGGAAACAGCACACCCUUCUGCUCUAUGUGUAUUGCAUUGCCUCAGGAAGGGCAAACCCUCCUACCCUUGGGAUGCUACAAAUCAGCCUGACUAUGCUGAGGACUGACAUCCCCUGCUUAAACCACUUGGGAAAAGCCUGCUGCUACGAUGGAAGUGCUGUGAGGAUUGGAAGUCCUCGGGCAGCAGGAGGGAGCUGACGACUUGCUGCGCACUACAGCGUCUGUCCUGUCCCUCUUGCUCUCCUCACCCCCGUUCCCACCCGCCACCGGUUACUCAGCAGGCUCCACACGUCGGUGGAAACGAGCCUGUUUUUUCCUGUUAUCGAGGAAGCAGCUCUGACUGUGAUGGUGAAGGACAAGCUUGGGCCUCCCACACCCCCCUCCCCUAACAACACACACUAACUUACCUAAGCUGUUAUCUUCACGGGCGCUGCUAGAGCAGCUUUUGGUUGGCUGGAGACUGGAGCGAUGCUGGGUCCCCCUCCCAGCUCUCUCGCCUCCCACCCGAUAUAAAGCACAGCUCCUCGCCGCUUUUCCAGCCGACAGCACAUGACCGUGGGCGCAGGUGGUGCUGCAGCCACCUGUUGCACACCCCUGCCAUCGCUGCAAGGACCGGAUGAGUUGCUGGAUGCCUGGGUGUCCAGCUCUCAGCAUGUACCGGGAGUUAACCUCGCUCCCCAUCACUUGCCUGGAAAGAACCAAGGAUCUGAAGACCCGCUUAGGGAUCCUGCUUCAUAGACCAGGGCUGGGACACGGGACCUCCAGCAAGCUGCAGCUAGGCUCCAGGCAGAGAGACUCCUCACAAGAGGUACUGGAAUGGAGGGAGUCCUUUGACCAGCUCCUGAAGAGCAAAAGUGGGGUGAAUGCUUUCCACACCUUUUUGAAGACAGAGUUCAGCGAGGAGAACCUCGACUUCUGGCUGGCAUGUGAGGACUUCAAAAAGACCCGCUCAAAAACCAAGCUAGCCUCCAAAGCCAACAGGAUCUUUGAGGAGUUUGUCCAAAGUGAGGCACCCAGGGAGGUAAAUAUCGACCACGAAACCAGGGAGAUCACCCGCAAGAACCUGUCGGGUGCCACCUCCGCUUGCUUCAACGAAGCCCAGGCCAAGACCCGCACUUUGAUGGAGAAGGACUCCUACCCCCGCUUCCUGAAAUCUGCCUCCUACCAGGACAUGACCAAGCAGGCCACCAGCCGUGGCACCAGUAAGAGGUCGCAUACCUGACCCGAGCCCAAAACCACUGCGGGGGGAUGAGCCAGGGGACCAGGCGGAGGCUGGGACAUGGUUUGCAGAGUCUGAUGUCUGCACGGUGGGGUUUCAGCUGAAGCUCUGGAAUUUCAGCAGGAUCCCCAGGACCUCAAGUGCUUCCCGCUGCCCACUGAGCCAUCGGGAAGAGCAGUCCUCCCUCCCUGGAGGAAUGGAGCAUGUGGGAACCUGGUACCUCCCCUUGCAGCUCAGCUGGAGACCUGUACCUCUGCAGAGACUGAAAGAAAUUGGAUUUGAGUUGCGAGUCCUGGAAAACGAGAUCAGAUUCCCCUAAACAUCCACAACCAGAGAGCUCCCACCUGCUCUCAGGACCCUGCCUAUGACCUGCAGCAUCAGACACUGGCUGUGGGGCCAGCACAGGAGGCUGCCAUUCCCUCAUGCAGAGCUUUUCCUAUGAGGCAAUGGCCAGAAUGAAAGCCCAAAGACUACGUGGCAUUUGCAGCUGAACGGAUCCUGCAUCUGCCUUCUCCUGAAUAUAGACAUUGCAGGGAGGGGAGCAUCUGAGUGUAACUUGAAGAUGUUAACGCUCUGAAUAAAAACCCAAUCAAAGCA
Myiozetetes cayanensis is the source of this 3397-nucleotide messenger RNA. RefSeq names its product regulator of G-protein signaling 16-like. The transcript is spliced from 5 exons. NCBI's taxonomy places the organism in Eukaryota, Metazoa, Chordata, Aves, Passeriformes, Tyrannidae. The record is from RefSeq and is a predicted model, not a curated record. Bases 2198 to 2803 code for a protein of 201 amino acids.